AUGAGUAUGCAACUGCUACUACGAUUAAUAUUGCUCCGGUUGGUCGGUGGCAUGCUACCGCUGGAUGCUGUACUGAAGGGAAAACAACAACCGUCCUCGUCUGUCGGCGGUACCGAACAUGGGCACGGCCAACAGCAACAGCACCGUCAGCAACAUGGCCACGGUCCGAGUGCGCUGGACGAUAUCGUCGCCCGGCAUAGUCUGCCGAACGGCACCAGCCGCUUCACCCAUCUGACGUACGACCCCACCAGGCGCAUAUUCUAUGCCGGGGCCACCAAUCGGGUGCUGCAAUUGAAUGAAAACCUUACGCUGCUACGCGAAGCCAUUACCGGUCCCAAGCUGGAUUCGGCCCAAUGUCAUGCGGCCGGCUGUCCGCCCGAUGUGCUGGACAGUGUGGAGACGGAUAAUUACAACAAGGUUCUGCUGUACAACCGGGACGGCGAUACGUUGAUUGCGUGCGGCAGUGUGCACCAGGGUGCGUGCGAAAUUUACUACUUAAGCGGUCGCUUUCCGGAUUCGUCGAAACCGAUCGAGGUGGCACUGGCGGCCAACGAUGAACGGUCCACGACGUACGCAUUCAUUGGGCCGAGUCGGUAUCAGUCGUGGAAGAAGGAGGACAUUAUGUACGUCGGUACGACGUUUACGAACGUGGGCGAUUACCGGCAUGAUGUGCCCGCUAUCUCAUCCCGCCGGUUAGACGAUUUAACGUACGCGGAAUUUUCCAUCCAACAGUCGAACAUUAACAUCGACGUAAAGUAUCGCGAUCACUUCCUGGUCAACUAUCUGUACGGGUUCAACAGCACCGAGUAUGCGUAUUUUGUGCUGGUACAGAAAAAAUCUCACCUAGCGGACGAAGCCGGUUACGUGACACGAUUGGCACGUAUCUGCGUGAAUGAUCCCAAUUACGAUAGCUACACGGAGGUCACAAUUACUUGCAUGGUUAACGGGACGGAUUAUAAUAUUCUGCGGGAUGCCAAGCUGGCACAAGCGGGUCAAAAAUUAAGCAACGACAUGGGUAUCAAACGGGAAGACUAUCUGCUGGUGGCAGUCUUUUCGCCCUCAAAAGAAAUUACAGACGAACCGCAAAAUCGAUCCGCGAUCUGUAUGUACAGCCUGAAAGACAUCGAAGAAGUGUUUAACGAAAACAUUCACUCCUGUUUCAAUGGCACAAUUAAGGAUCGCAAUCUCGGCUACAUUUCCGGCACGAUCAACGAUGGCAAGUGUCCGGUUGCUGGAUCGUUGGGCAACAUUUUUAGCUUCUGUCAUGUCGGACUGAAAAUUAGCGGAGUUACGCCAGUGAUCGCACAGGCUCGGUUUGCGUUCGGUGAAGGAGUUUCGCUUACGUCGAUCGCGGUCACCAACAUCGGACCGCAUACGCUUGCGUUCGUCGGUAGCAACAAUGGGUGGAUUCGUAAGGUGCUACUGUCCGGACGGGAAGCAGGUGAAUACGAGCGGUUGCUGGUGGAUGAGGAAGGUUUAUCGAUCCUACCGGAUACGUUGUUUGCCCCCUCGAACGAUCAUCUUUAUGUGCUAUCGGAGCGGAAGGUGAUCAAGAUGAAGGUGGAACACUGUGGAACCUUUGGGAAUUGUUCCGCCUGUCUGGAAUCACGCGAUCCAUACUGUGGCUGGUGUUCGCUAGAGAAACGCUGUACGGUGCGUACGGCCUGUCAGAAGGAUACAAGCGCGGCCCGCUGGCUGUCGAUCGGCACCGGGCAGCAGUGUAUUGAUUUUGAAAUGGUAGCACCGGAUCGCGUUCCGGUAGGCCAGAUGUCAGUCGUCCGGUUAGUGAUCAAAACGCUUCCGGAACUCCCGCACAAUGCACAGUACCGGUGUGUGUUCGGUAACGCAACACCGAUCGAUGCAAACGUCACGAAGGAAGGUUUGAUAUGCACAACACCACCCGUCAUCGAACGGCCGGCUAUUCCCGACGGGCAGGAUCACGUGCUCGUACCGCUGAGUGUUCGUAGCUCCGAGACGAACAAGGAUUUUGUGUCGCGUAGCUUCGCGUUCUACGACUGCACCAGUCACGACACGUGCCGGAAGUGUCUGGUGAGCAAUUGGGGAUGCCACUGGUGCAUCUACGAUAAUAGAUGCGCCUUCAACACGACAGCCUGCCGCAAUUCGGCCAAUAUCGUACAGAACGAAGCGUCCUGUCCACGGUUGAAGCAACGAGCCGGUCCAAUACUGUUGCCCAAUAAGGUCCCGAAAGAAAUUCGACUAGAGAUUGAAAAUCUGCCUCGGCCGCAGAGUGCACACACGGGUUUCCUCUGCACCGUGAACAUUGAGGGUGCACACAUGGUGCUACCGGCUCGCGUCGAAGCCAACAAAUACAUUGUGUGCGAGAAGACAUUGUAUUCAUACGAAGCGUCCACCAACGAGUACGAAGCAACGGUCGAUGUCAAUUGGAAUCGGAAUCACUACAUCGAUACGGUAACGGUCGUGCUGUACAAAUGUGAAAUUCUCGGUUCCCAUCGAGAUCAUGCCGACUGCAGCUUGUGUGUGACGCGUGAUCCCAAAUAUCAGUGUACCUGGUGCGGGCAGCAGUGCAGCUACAAUGAAUCAUGCCUCGAUGGUGGCGGUUCCAUGAUGAUGCGAGGCCGCGGAGAAGACGGUGGUUGUCCACGACCUCGUAUUGAUCUGAUCAAACCACUAAGCGGUCCGAUCGAGGGUGGCACACUGGUCACAAUCGAGGGCAGCAAUCUCGGCAUACGGGAAGAGGACGUACGCGGCCGUAUUCACAUCGGCGAGGUACCGUGCGAACUGGAACGGUAUGAAAUCUCGGUCCGUAUCGAGUGUCGUACCGGGGCAGUACGUUCGGAAAUGUCCGCACCGGUUAAGGUGGGCAACGAGGCGGGCUAUACAAUGUCGAGCGUGGAGUUCCGGUACCGGGAUGUACAGCUGGAAGGCCUCAGUCCAACGAUGGGACCUCAGUCGGGCGGUACAAAACUUUCCAUCAUCGGUAAACACCUGAACGUGGGCACUGCAGCGAUCGCCUAUCUAGAUGAUUAUGAGUGUCGCAUCAAUCGCACGCAAGCAUCUUCGAGUAGGCUCACGUGCGUAACGUCGGCGGCUCGCUCGCCGGAGCACAUCCGUGUGCUGACGCUUCGAAUCGAUGGUGCGAAUCGUACGCUUGCCUGCAGCACCAGCGGUGGCAAUAGCGCACCAACCGGCGAACGGAUGCGAGGAUCAACGUACGGUGCGGCUGGCACUUAUCAUAGCCGAUACGAAACGUGCAGCGUGUACAAUUACACCGUCGAUCCGAAGAUUAUGCAAAUUAAGCCACUGAAAAGCUUCCUCAGCGGUGGUCGUAUGAUGACGGUUCACGGUACCAACCUCGACGCAAUCCAGCUGCCGGAAAUUGAGGUGUACCUGAACGAUGAACGGCUGAAUCGGUCCACCUGCACCGUGCUGAACUCGAACCAGAUGGAAUGCCCAUCACCGUCUGUACGCGAGGCAUGGUCGGCGUUGCAACAGCAGCAAUCGCUGCUGCGCAACUUAAGUGCCGCACCGAGCGAUUAUUCACCGCCCCGGAUGCUAUCCGGUUUCGUAUCGGCCGAUGGGCGAUCGGUUCCUAUCCAGCAGCAACCUCCUACGGCUUCGAUGCCGAUGCUGCUACCGUCCCAGUAUUCGCUGACGUCGACGUCGGGUCCGUUGGUCACGGCCACAGCACCCCUGUCGCCGUUUCAUCCGUCCGAGCAGCAGCUGCAGCUGCUGCUACAGAUCAACUUCCUGAUGGAUAGCGUCCUGUCGGUGCGCAACCUGCCAAAACAUUUUCAAAACCUGCGCUCGGCUAUUGUUUACGUGGAGGAUCCUGUGUUUCAACCGUUUCCCAACACGAUCAAGAUGUACAAAGGUGACACGCUGGUGAUUGAGGGUGAGCACCUGAAUGCGGCCAGCGACGAAACGGAUGUGAACGUCACGAUCGGUAUGGCGCAAUGUAACGUGACGAGUCUGGCACCGACCCAGCUCGUGUGUACACCUCCUCUAGAGCAACCUGCCCCGACCGAUGAGAACGGAGUUCCUACUGUAAAAGACUUGCCCCUGGUCGUGGUCCGUGUGGGUCGUAAUUUACGCUUCCCUAUAGGUUUUAUCAAGUACGAUCUUAUUAAACCGUACGCUGUUUCACACAUUCUCUUUGGCGUAAUUGUGAGCGGUAUCUUUUUCGUGGUGUCGUUGCUUGCCAUUCUGUUUAUCUAUCGCCGCAAGAGUACGCUGGCGGAGCGGGAGUAUAAGCGCAUUCAGAUACAGAUGGACACGCUCGAAAGCAAUGUGCGCAUGGAGUGUAAGCAAGCGUUUGCUGAACUGCAGACCGACAUGACCGAUCUGACGGCGGAUCUCGAGAGCUCCGGCACGCCGACGCUCGAUUUGGUCAAUUACGUAAUGAAGGUGUUCUUUCCGGGCGUUUCGGAUCAUCCGGUACUGUUGGCGAAUGGGGCCAAACUGCAUGGACAUCAUCAUCACGGUCAUCCACACCAUGGUGGUCACCAUGGUCAUCCGCAUCAACGUACCAACUACGAUCAAGCGAUGGUGCUGUUCGAACAGCUGAUCAACAAUCGUGUGUUUUUGCUGCUGUUUAUCGAUACACUCGAAGCGCAGAAAACUUUCACCAUACGUGACAAAGUAAACGUGGCGUCACUGCUCAUGAUAGUGCUGAUGAAUCAAAUGGACUAUGUGACGGACAUAUUGAAAAGUUUGCUGCUGCGGCUGAUCGAUAAAUCGGUAAUGACAAAGCAUCCGCAACUGAUGCUCCGCCGGACGGAGAGUGUCGUCGAGAAGAUGCUGACCAACUAUAUGGCGCUGUGCAUGUACGACUAUCUGCGCAAUUACGCUGGCAAUUCGCUGUUUCUACUGUACAAAGCGAUCAAGCACCAGAUUGAGAAGGGUCUGGUCGAUGCGGUUACGCACGAUGCCCGAUAUUCGCUGAGCGAAGAUCGGCUGCUGCGCGAACAGAUCAUGCACAGUGUCGUAACGCUGCACAUCAUCCAGGACGAUCUGGACGAGAAGGUGCAGUGCAAGGUGCUGGACUGCGAUACGAUCAGCCAGGUGAAGAGUAAGGUGCUGGAUGCAUUGUUUAAGAACACACCAUUCUCGCUGCGUCCGAGCGUGCAUGAUCUCGAUCUGGAGUGGCGGCACGGACGCGGCGGCCAUUUGGUGCUGCGGGAUGAAGAUGUCACCACCAAGUCGGUGCACGGAUGGAAGCGCCUUAACACGCUCGCACACUACGGCGUGAAGGAAUCGGCCGUAAUGUCGCUGGUCGCGCGGCCACACGAUGGCUAUAAUACGCCCGGGCGUCACAUCUUCCCAUACUGUUACUACAUCAACAAUCCGCCGUCCUCCAAUCAUCAGCUAUCGUCAACGACCUCGCCGCACGGUGCGAGUGGGCCAGGGUCUGGCGGUAGCAGCGGCACAAUGGGACCAGCCCACACGACCGAUACAUUGUUAGCCGGUAGCGCCAGCCAUCAUCAUCAUUCACAUCACGUACAGCAAGCGGCGGCAGCACAUGCGGCCGCACAGCAACAGCAACAGCAGCAGCAACAGUCGCAAGUCGGCGUGUUUCAUCUGGUAAAACCGAUGGACGAUCGGUUCUCGACGCUUUCGUCGUACGAUCAGCACGGUUCGUCAUCGUCGGCGCACGGUGCAUUGUACGGUGGCGGACCGGGCAGUGGCAGCCACCAUAAAGCAAUACCGGAGAUCUUUCUGACGCGCCUGCUGGCGACCAAGGGCACGAUACAGAAGUUUGUCGACGAUCUGUUCGCGACGAUACUGACGGUGAACGAGGCACUGCCACCGGCGGUCAAGUGGCUGUACGAUCUGCUUGAUGCGGCCGCCCGCCACCACGGCAUUCACGAUCCGGAGGUGAUACAUGCGUGGAAGUCGAACGGAUUGCCAUUGCGAUUUUGGGUGAACUUCAUCAAAAAUCCCGACUUCAUAUUCGACAUCUACAAAACGCCCUCGGUCGACGUGUGCCUGAGUGUGAUCGCGCAAACGUUCAUGGACGCGUGUUCCACAACCGAGUACCGUCUGGGGAAGGAUUCACCCUCGAACAAGCUUUUGUUCGCGAAGGACUUACCUCAGUAUCGGGAAAUGGUUUCCAAUUUCUACGCCGACAUUGCCAUGAUGCCUCAAAUCAGUGAUCAGGAGAUGCGAAGCGCCAUGCAAAGGUUAUCCAUCCACCAGCAGCAGUUCGAUACGUUAGCCGCAUUAAAGGAACUCUACAUUUACGUUAGCAAGUAUCGUUUACAGAUUAAGGAAGUAUUAGAAAUGGACUUGACGGCAAGCAAGUUACAUUUAGCGCAUAAGCUUGACCUCGUCGCAGCAACAUUAGAAGAUGAUGAGUGCAAAACGAUUGAUUAUUAUGAAUAACAACAAAUGCCAGCCGGGACGACAACGACGACGAGAAAGAAGCGACAGUUUUUAACGAAUGGCCAUAUUUUAAAGCAC
This is a messenger RNA of Anopheles marshallii, 6441 nucleotides long. It is a transcript of the gene PlexB, whose product is annotated as plexin-B. The coding region runs from base 1 to 6363 and encodes 2120 amino acids. Gene Ontology annotation, molecular function: protein binding; semaphorin receptor activity. NCBI's taxonomy places the organism in Eukaryota, Metazoa, Arthropoda, Insecta, Diptera, Culicidae. Gene Ontology annotation, cellular component: semaphorin receptor complex. The record is from RefSeq and is a predicted model, not a curated record. The transcript has 10 exons. Gene Ontology annotation, biological process: negative regulation of cell adhesion; regulation of cell migration; semaphorin-plexin signaling pathway involved in axon guidance.